Molecule: messenger RNA, 624 nt
Organism: Drosophila serrata
Lineage: Eukaryota; Metazoa; Arthropoda; Insecta; Diptera; Drosophilidae
Cellular component (GO): nucleus
Molecular function (GO): zinc ion binding
Source: RefSeq, a predicted model, not a curated record
AUGUGCCGCGUCUGCAUGGCUGAGGCGGAGGACCUACUGGACAUGUACGACAGGGAUAAGACCCACAUAGACGACCGGCUGUCCCAAGCGCUGAAGAAGUUGGAGGAACCUGAACCUAGUCUUCCAGAACUGCUAAAGGAAUGCAGCCCAAUUUGCGUUGAAUCGGACGAUCCAUUUCCGAAAAAGGUCUGCGACCCAUGCCUAAGGAAGCUGCGUGACGCUGUCUAUUUCCAUCGGCGGUAUGCCAAGAGCAUGGACUACAUAGGACGCGUCAAGUUGGAGAAGAAAGACCAGGAAAUCCUUAAUGACAUCGAGCAAGAGGAAUGGGAUCUGAAGAGCGAAAACCCAGAAGAGGCAGACGAGGAUCAAGAAAAUAAGGUUGAAGGUGAAGAUGAUGAUGAGGAUAGCGAGGAAGAAUCAGACGACUUCGAGGACGAUGAAGAUGAGUAUCUGCCAGUGCCAAAAAAGCGUAGGACCAAGCCGGGUUCACUUCAAUGCCAGGACUGUCAUAAAACAUUCACCACACAGGCCCAACUGACCAUACACAGCGCCGACCACAACAAGGAAGCCACCAAGCUGAAUGGCACAAACACCCGUCCAAAGCGCCGCUCCGCCAAAUACUAG